CUCACCACCGUAACUAGUCUAAACAAUUACAUGGCGAGUCUCUGUCUCUCAUCGUCCCGGAUCGUCUCACUUCACCAUCAGAAACCAUUUCUCUCGCUUCAACUCCGGCCUCGUCCUUCAGCUCUCUCUGGUCUAGGUCACGCUACGAGUUCUCUUUGCUUCAAUCCGCUGAGGUCAUCGGCUGAUCGUCGCCGAACCGCUACGGUGCUGACGAAAGUUGAGAAGCGGAGGAAGAGAGGAUCGAGUGUGGUCUGUUAUGCUGCUCCGAUGUUGUCUGUUCAUAAUCUACAAUGGAUCUCCACAAUUUCUUGCGUCGCAUUGAUGUUUGCAAGGGGUACUGGUAUCCAUAAGUCCUUUGUUGUUCCACUAUUCGCUCUACAAGCACCAUUGGGCAUUGUUUCCUGGAUGAAGGGUGAAUAUGGAAUCUGGGCAGCAUUUCUGGCGCUUCUUACUCGACUUUUCUUCUCGUUUCCAGGUGAACUUGAGCUGCCAUUCAUUGCAUUACUCUUGGUGAUUGUGGCACCAUAUCAAGUUAUGAGCAUAAGAGGGAAACAAGAAGGGGCUAUCCUUUCUUUAGCAAUCUCUUGUUUUCUGGCUUUCCAGCAUUUCUCACGAGCAGGCAGCUUGCAGAAAGCAUUUGAUCAAAAUUCAGUUAUUGCCACUGUAGCAAUAAUUGGUGUCGCAGUUGUAUCGUUCCUUUUCUUGAUAUAACUAUGCUCCUAACAAAAGGGCUCAUCUGUAAAAAGCACUGUAACAAUUUCUAUGAAGAGACAUAAAAUAAUGUGCUAUAUUUAUUUGCUCAAUUUCAAUACUUAAUGCAAACGUGCUUGCAUAUU
Molecule: messenger RNA, 836 nt
Organism: Capsella rubella
Lineage: Eukaryota; Viridiplantae; Streptophyta; Magnoliopsida; Brassicales; Brassicaceae
Product: cold-regulated 413 inner membrane protein 2, chloroplastic
Exons: 6
Coding region: 31-711 (226 amino acids)
Cellular component (GO): membrane
Source: RefSeq, a predicted model, not a curated record